AAAUGUAAAUAGGUGAAAAACCAAACCAAAUGUCAUUUUCCUCAGCACGACAACAUCAGUAGUAGCAAGCAACAAACAAACUCUCUCUCUCUCUCUCUCUCUCUCUCUCUCCCCGACACUCAGAAUCUCAGGUUACUAACCUCUCACUUCUUCCUAUUUCCUCCUUUGAAGAAAUAAUGUCAAGUGGAGCAACACACUGGUGUUAUGAAUGCAAUCGGCCAAUUGUGCUUGAAGGGAGAGACGUCGUUUGCCCUUACUGUGAUGAGGGAUUUGUACAAGAACUUAACGAGAUGCGAGGCACUGCACCUCAAAAUACCUUUCCAUCACGCUCGGGAGAGUUUAAUCAAAUGCCUGACUUAUUUGAUGCUAUACAUGCUUUUGUGGGACACAGAGGUUCUGACAAUAGGUUUGGGCUUAUGGAUGCUGUUGAUAAUUUCAUGAGGCAUAGAAUGGCUGGAAUGCACCCAAACUUUGAUGUUAGAGGGAGGUCUAGUUCUGUCCCAGUUCCUGAACAGGGCUGGGGCGUUUAUAGUUCUGGUCCUUUUUUAGUAUUUCACGGUCAAGUUCCUGGACUAACCUUGCCUAAUGGAAGCCCGAGAGGUGGUCCUAGGCGUGGCGAUUUUGGUGACUAUUUUAUGGGUUCUGGACUGGAAGAACUUAUUGAACAACUAACCAUGAAUGAUCGGCGUGGUCCACCCCCAGCUGCACGAUCUUCAAUUGAUGCCAUGCCUACUAUUAGGAUCACACAGGCGCAUCUUCGCUCCGAUUCACAUUGUCCAGUUUGCAAAGAAAAAUUUGAACUUGGUUCUGAAGCCAGAGAGAUGCCAUGUGACCAUAUUUACCAUUCUGAAUGCAUUGUUCCUUGGUUGGUUCAACAUAACUCAUGUCCUGUUUGCCGUGUUGAGCUACCACCCCAAGGACAGAUGAGUUCUCGUGGUAGUAGUCGAAGCAACAGUGGUGGAAAUGGUAGCUCAAGGGGCAGGGAGAGUGACCGUCCAAACAAUGGAAGGAGAAAUCCGUUUUCGUUUCUGUGGCCGUUCCGUUCUUCUAGUUCAAACAAUAAUCAAUAUUCUGAGACUGGAGGUAGCAGCUCUUCAACCAAUGCUGACCAGAAUAAUGGAACACGUUAUAAUGGAUGGCAUUAUGAUAACUAAAAGCUGGGCUUCUUGUCCUAGAUAAGUAUCAAUGCUUGUCUAAUAAUGCUUGUAAUAUGAAUGAGAAGGUAAGAUAUAUUAAUAUUAAUAUUGUAAUUUGAACUUUAUCUCAUGCAAGGGAGAUAGUAGAUAGAAGUAUGUUAAAAAUCUUUGUACAUGUUAUUAUUCAGUAAGUUGAAUCUCUUUGAAGCUUUCACAU
Molecule: messenger RNA, 1353 nt
Organism: Medicago truncatula (barrel medic)
Lineage: Eukaryota; Viridiplantae; Streptophyta; Magnoliopsida; Fabales; Fabaceae
Product: probable E3 ubiquitin-protein ligase RHC1A
Exons: 2
Coding region: 177-1154 (325 amino acids)
Biological process (GO): protein ubiquitination
Cellular component (GO): cytoplasm
Molecular function (GO): ubiquitin protein ligase activity
Source: RefSeq, a predicted model, not a curated record